This is a messenger RNA of Sugiyamaella lignohabitans, 2943 nucleotides long. RefSeq lists its product as uncharacterized. The transcript has a single exon. The coding region runs from base 1 to 2943 and encodes 980 amino acids. Lineage: Eukaryota; Fungi; Ascomycota; Dipodascomycetes; Dipodascales; Trichomonascaceae. The record is from RefSeq and is a predicted model, not a curated record.
AUGACCGAACAAGAUGAUCCAUUCUAUCAAUUAGAUCCUAUUAGCGACUACUUGAGUUUCGUAGACAACUUGGAUAAUGAUAUUGAUGGCAGUAAAACCUAUAGUAAGCUUGUCAAUCUACGUGUGACUUUGUCUUCGUUUGGCUACCUCAACAGCUUCCACGAUAGUAUCUACUCCUUCCCCAGCACGAUAGUCGAAUUAACAGUAGAUAACGGCAGAUCAGUUCUGGAUGCUUUUAAAAGGUAUUUCUACUUAAACCUAGAGGACCUCUGUCCUGAUGAGGAGUUACAUCCUUGCAUAUUCGAAUUUUUGAUUUCUCAACGCCCCGAGCGGAAACCGUACGAAGUCGAGAAUAUUUCUGAAUUGAUAAAAAACAUCUGUCAUGAACAAAAUGUACAAGUACUUGACGACUGGCAGACAGACGGACCGUACAACAAUUUUAUAGAGAUUGUGGCAUUGUUUGUAGCAGCUCAUGCCUCGUCGCGAGCCCCACAAGAAGCAGCUCAACUGAGUGAGAGACAUAAGGGACCAUCCCUUCAGCCCUUCUUCAACUUCAUUAAAGAGACAAUUCGGAAAGUAACAGACGGAUUCCCCCGUAUAUGUUCACCUUGUGUUCACAUCUUUCAAAGUAGCAUGUAUGGUAAGUCUAGCUUGAUCAAGGGUCUAGCUUCUCAUCACGUUUACUUGAGUUAUAUGAACUUAGGCGAGAAAUUGAUUUCUGGCCAUUCUAGCUCUCUUUUCGCUAGCAGUAGUGAUAGGGUCAUUGGAUGGGGGUAUUUAAGUACUGCAGACGAUCCCGAGAUCGCUCAAGAUGUUUUGCUAUUCCUUAUUUGCACACUUCAAGAACUCGUCAGAGGAAUUGAGAACAAUGAAGACAACUAUGCAACAGUCAAAGGAUUCUGGACAUUCCAGGAAAAGUCAUCAGUCUUCGAUCGAACUGUGCAGAUGAAUUUUAACAAAAAAAAGACACGACAGGACUAUAAUGAAAUAUGGAAAAUCCUCUCAUCUCCCCAAGCGGUUACUGUCACAGUUGAUACUGUCAUACUAUCUCAAAAUGUAAAAGAGCUACUAAGAGGAGAAUGGAGGAAAUACCGCUCGGCACUCAAGAGGAAUAAGGACACAAAUAUAGGAGAAUACUUUGCGCUCGCCAUCGACGAAGCUGGAAUUCUGAAUAUGAAAAAUUUCACAGAUAACAUGAACUUCCCAUAUUUUUAUAUGCUCAAAAAGGUGGCACGUUGCCUUGUAGCUGAAGACCUAUGGAGAGGGUUUGCUAUAGUACUUGCGAGUACAUCAGGUAUUCGUGAUUAUGAUGUGUAUUUAAGUGAGAUCGGUGAAAUCGACGUUGUGCCCUGGUACGACCUCGAUACCUUCGAUAUGCACGUACGAUGGGGUGAAACACCACUUACAUUAGAUUUCAGUGACAUUGGAACUUUGAGAUUCUAUGCUAAAUUUGGUAGACCUGCGUGGAAGGAGUACGUUGACAGUGGCCGUGAGAACAAACUUCUGGCGGACGCCAGUGCUAAGAUUAGUGGGAGAAGCAAUGACGGGCUAUCAAAGCAUCAUAUCCUUCUUGUUGUAUACGCCGUGCCUCUGAAUUUCAGUUUUCGUACAAAGGGAAGAUUGGUAGAAUCACGAAUGGCCACAGUCCUAAGUGUGUCUGAUAAACUUGAUGAUCUCAAGGUAGGAUAUCCUAGUGAGCCAAUUCUGGUCAUGGCAGCCCAUAAAAUCUUGGAAGGCGAAAAUGACCUUGAUCUUAUUUCACACCUGCUUAGCGACAAGGUCCUGUCUCCUGCGAAUGCUAGUAAAUUUAUCGCGAGAUGGAUGUUGCUGGAUGUUCUGAGAACUGCGGGUUUGCGCGAUGGCUUACAGAGCAAUUACUGUCGUGUUCGUGAUCUUUUCAAUGGUCUCAAUGAAAAGUAUCACGUCACCCGUAGCUCUGGCAAUCCAAAUGAACAUCAGUUACUUAAUGAGAGAAUACAUCUCAACCACUGGAUGACUCUUGAUUCUGAGUGUACUAUGCAGAUGUUGGCGCUCGGAUUCUUGAGAGGCUGUGGAUUUUGCUUUGAAAGAAGAGACAGAGAUUUCGAUCUCGUCAUCCCCAUAUAUUUGGAAAGCAGACAGGUUGACCUUACAAACAUCAGACUCUUUGAAGGUGACGAGGAUAUUCAAUGGGGGUUAGCAGAGUUGAGUUUAGUAUCUCAAGCAUUCAGUGUUCUUCUCAUUCACGUCAGUAAGAACGAAAAUUCACGUAGCGGUCAUUACGCCUCCAUUCACGAUAGGAUGGCCGGAGCAACGCAGCUGAUCUUUGGUCGAUACAAGCCAAUUAUUAGUUUGCAUAUGAAAUUGAGAGCAGGACCACCUACCAGUUUCGAUCAGAAACCCAGGUAUAAUGAGAAUUGGGCAAAUGUCUUUACAAAUCAAGAAGAUUGGGCUGAUAUCCAUAUGCAAGAAAGAGAGGCUGUGUUAGCUCAAGACUUUAAUCUUGCCUAUGACCUUCAUGUCACAGCCCACAACAAUUCAAACAGCGAAUUCAUUGGUAGAUUGCAGGAAGUGGUUCAUUUGGCUGUAGAAGGUAGCGGGAAUCCUUCAGAAAAGAUUACGUUGCAAAGGAAUGCGUCGACUGAUUAUCGUAAACAGACAGAGGUGAUUAGGGAAGCUCGUCAAAAGAAGAGACAAGAGCAGCAGCACAAUCUAACAGAAGCCAAUGAAGGCCUGCGACAUCAUGAGGCCCAAGUAAUGGGGAUGUCCUCUAUUGUUAGUCGAUUACGCCCUCGGCCCGCAAACCAACUGUUGGAUAAGCCCAGCUCUGCGGUUAAAGCAGAGGAGUCAUUGGCACCCGACAAUUCAGAAAGUAAAGAACCGACAAACGGAGCGAAAACUCUUAAGCGAAGGGCAGCUCCUGUAAAUCGUCCUAGAAGACGUCGAGGACCUGGUCCUAGAUAA